Molecule: messenger RNA, 1362 nt
Organism: Pseudozyma hubeiensis SY62
Lineage: Eukaryota; Fungi; Basidiomycota; Ustilaginomycetes; Ustilaginales; Ustilaginaceae
Exons: 2
Coding region: 1-1362 (453 amino acids)
Biological process (GO): beta-D-galactose catabolic process via UDP-galactose, Leloir pathway
Cellular component (GO): cytosol
Molecular function (GO): UDP-glucose 4-epimerase activity
Source: RefSeq, a predicted model, not a curated record
AUGGAAGAUUCGGGACCAGUAAAUUACAGUCAGCGCAGCAGAGCUGUGCACUGUGCAGCAGUCGAUCAAGAUGACGCCAGUCCGACACAAACACACACGCACAGCCGAGUGAGAUGUGCUGUGCUGCGGAUCGUCGUUGCAUCGUCCUGGACCGUGUUCCUCUUCCAAUCGCUUUCGUCUUCUUGCUUUCCGACCAUCACAUCCAUUUCCACCCCCACCGAGAUACUUGCAAAGAUGCCUUCUCAAAAGCCCAGAAUCCUCAUCCCCGGUGGUGCCGGUUACAUUGGCUCGCACGUUGCGCUCGUCACCCUCCUCACCCGCAAGUACCGCGUCACUGUCCUCGACAACUACCACAAUGCCUUCCCUACCGCGGUGAAGCGUCUCGAGCAGAUCGCCAUCGACGAGCUCCCCGCGGACGCAUCCCAACAAGACAAGGACGACUGCAAGGUCGACGUCUUCAAGGGCGACCUUCGCAGCAAGGAGGACAUCUCCAAAGUGUUCGACUCCUACAAGGAUGAAGACAAGAUCUGGGGUGUCAUCCUCUGUGCUGCGCUCAAAGCCGUCGGAGAAUCUUCCGAGAUCCCCAUCGAUUACUACGACGUCAACGUCGGCGGCCUGGUCAACCUGCUCAAGGUGAUGCACGACAACGGCUGCAACCGUCUCGUCUACUCGUCCUCUGCCACCGUCUACGGCACUCCUCCCAAGGUGCCCAUCCCCGAGUCGACGCGUCUGGCCCCAGAAUCGGUCUACGGUCGUACAAAGUGGAUGAGCGAGAUCAUCAUCCGCGACGUCUGCGAUGCCUACCCUGAGUUCCGUGCCAUCGGCCUGCGCUACUUCAACCCCGCCGGUGCGCACAAGUCCGGCAAGAUCGGCGAAGACCCCCGAGGCAAGCCCGGAAACCUCCUGCCGCUCCUCGGCCAGAUGGCUGUCGGCAAGUACCGCGAGGGCGGACUGAAAGUGUUCGGCAACGACUACCCCACUCCCGACGGAACCUGCGUCCGCGACUACAUUCACAUCGAAGACCUCGCUGGCGGUCACGUCAACGCCAUCGAUGCGCUCGACCGUGACGAGAUCUUUGCCGAGGGCAAGACCGAGACCAAGGGCAAGUACCGAGCUUUCAACCUGGGCAAAGGUGUCGGCAUGUCGGUGCUCAACAUGGUCGACGCCAUGAAGAAGGUGUCGGGAUACGAGUUCCCGUACUCGAUCGUCGGAAGGAGGACGGGUGAUGUACCUGAUCUGACCGCUGAUCCCACUUUGGCUGAGAAGGAGCUGGGUUUCAAGGCGACGAGGAAUCUGGAUGACAUGGCCCAGGACCUGUGGCGUUGGCAGAGUGGAAACCCUCAGGGCUACGGCGAGCAGUAG